UUAAACCGAGGAAGGUAAAGAAACAUCAGGGGAUAUAAAAUGGCCACCAUGAGGUAUGGUCCUGCAAGCAUGAUGCUCAGGGAUGAAGAUGAAGAUGAAGCCAAAGCAGUUGAUGAUGCUGAUCCAAAUGCAGUGAUGCUGUGCCCUUAUGACAGCAACCACAGGAUCCGUGCGUGUCGCUUCCCCUAUCACAUCAUCAAGUGUGCCAAGAAUCACCCCAAACUAGCAAAAGAGCAUAAGACAUGCCCCUUCAAUGCCAAGCACUUGGUUCCCUCUCAUGAGCUGGCACAUCAUAUCGAGCACUGUAAGGAUAGAUGCUUAAUUACCACGGAGGACGAGGACAGUGCUAGAAUGAACCCGAAAUUUCACGUGCCUUCUAUGUGGACCGCCCCUGCAUGUGAAGAGGACUGGGAUAAAGAGGCUGAUGAAAACGCAAAGACGUUUGUGUGGGGUGUGACGAACAAUCUGCUCCCCGUAAAUCAACCUGAGCAACCAGUGACCAACAACUUGAAGGCUGGAAUCCGUGCACCUCGAACUCUCCCCGGGAAAUUCUGAUAAAUCCCUUCCAUGUUCAUUUUGUUCUGCAUCUACAGCCAACUGAAGAGUUUUUAUUAUUGACCUUUAAAAUACUGACCCCCCCUUUUUUGAUAAGCUAAGCUUAUGCUAGCUUUUAACAGUUUUGAGACUGACCCUACUUCCCUGGAUUUUAACUUGAUUUAAGUCAAACAAAGAAGUAACA
Molecule: messenger RNA, 739 nt
Organism: Tachysurus vachellii
Lineage: Eukaryota; Metazoa; Chordata; Actinopteri; Siluriformes; Bagridae
Gene: gtsf1
Exons: 8
Coding region: 40-555 (171 amino acids)
Source: RefSeq, a predicted model, not a curated record